AUGCGUUCUUCAGUCAGUACUGCAACUGUGCCCCCGCGCAGACCUGCGAGUAGGGGCUUCACAGUGAAGGCGGAAGAGCAACAACCCCCACUCAACAGCGAACAUGACCACUUUUUCUGGACAUACACCGAAGAGCCGCACAGAUCGAGGCGGAUGGCCAUUAUCAAGGCGCACCCAGAGGUGACAAAGCUUUGCGGUCCCGAGCCUCUCACCAAAUAUGUCGUCCUCCUUGUCGUCUCGAUACAGGUCCUCUGCGCGUACCUCCUCCGCAACACCCCCGUGUUGUCAUGGCCCUUCCUCCUCACAGCAUACAUCGUCGGCGCCACAGCCAACCAGAACCUCUUCCUCGCCAUUCACGAGAUAUCGCACAACUUUGGCCUUCCGCUCGCCGCUGGCCAAUCCGCCUCCUUCAGACCGUACCAUCUGACCCACCACAAGUCGCUGGGCGUCAAUGGCCUCGACACAGAUCUGCCCACUGCAUUUGAAGCCCUGUUCCUCGACUCAGUCGCCGGCAAGGCCUUCUUCGCCACCUUCCAGAUCCUCUUCUACGCACUGCGCCCCAUGUUCGUGUACAAGCUGCCGCUCACCAAGAUCCACCUCUUCAACAUCGUCGUCCAACUCGCGUUCGACUACGCCUUGGUACAAUUCGCGGGAGGAAGGGCGCUCGGCUACUUGAUCUUGAGCAGCUUCCUCGCUGGCUCGCUGCACCCCUGCGCAGGCCACUUCAUCGCCGAGCACUACGUCUUCGAGAAGCCCAACAAAGACGCCGCAAAUCCCGCGAACAAGAUCCCCCUGCCCGAGACGUACUCGUAUUACGGCGCGCUCAACUUCUUCACGUACAAUGUCGGCUUGCAUAACGAGCACCACGACUUCCCGGCUAUUCCGUGGACGCGUCUCCCUGCGCUCAAUCGCAUCGCUCACGAGUUCUACGACGACUUGCCGAUACACAAGAGCUGGGUUAAUGUUAUGUGGCAGUUUGUGUGGGACAAGGAUAUUAGUCUGUGGUGUAGAGUCAAGAGGCAGGAGGGCGGGAGGAAAGUGGGCGCUGGCAGCGGAUGGAACGAGGAAGAUUUGGGCCACAAUGAGAAGAAGGGACCAAUUCCUGGCGUGCGAUAG
Messenger RNA from Parastagonospora nodorum SN15, 1116 nucleotides. RefSeq lists its product as hypothetical. Gene Ontology annotation, biological process: ceramide biosynthetic process. The transcript has 3 exons. The coding region runs from base 1 to 1116 and encodes 371 amino acids. The record is from RefSeq and is a predicted model, not a curated record. Gene Ontology annotation, molecular function: sphingolipid delta-4 desaturase activity. Gene Ontology annotation, cellular component: membrane. NCBI's taxonomy places the organism in Eukaryota, Fungi, Ascomycota, Dothideomycetes, Pleosporales, Phaeosphaeriaceae.